UCCUGAGACCCAGCCCAUUUACUUAUGUCCACUGUAGUGGACUUUGGCAUUUCAUCACUCUCCUUGGAUUUUUUUGUGUGAGUCCAUUAAUUCCUGCUGAACUGUACAGAGGACAUCCUGGUCUUUUCAGUGAUGUGUCAUUUGAUUGGGGGGUAUGCUGGAAACUCCCUCUUUCUUUCAAUCCAAAAUGGACGGCAUAGGAACAAACACAUUUUAUGGAAAGAUGAGAGGUGAGUCAAAUUUUGUUUGUCUAUGAUGUUGUUACUAUGACAAUCAUAUAUUUUCUUGUUUAUUAAGGUGUUAGGAAUCAUAUAUCUAGUUCUGAUAGCAACUAAAUGAUGCGCCUUUUAAAAUAUUUGCUAAUUUAUGAAUGUCAAUUGUAGUGGACAUCAGGACUAUCUUCAUGUAAAUAAUGACUCCACAUUGUCGUAGGAAACAGAACUGAAGCAGAAAGAAUUCUAUACCAAAUAGUUGAGGGAGAUUCAGAUUUGGAGUUGUCAGAUGAUGAGAGAGAUGAAGAUGAGGUUCAACCAGUGAUAGAAGAUGGUGAUAAAGAAGAAGAAGAUGAUGCAGAAGGCUCAGUUGAAGGGACAGAUACAGACACAGAUACAGACAGGGACGAGCAGGAAACUCGUCGCCCUCUGUGGGCCAGGAGCAACAUAUUUGCACCUGUGUUACCUGGGCUUCCUGUGUGUCAAGAAGAUGACCCUACAACAUGGGCGGACUGGAAUCCAAGUGAAUACUUUUCACAGUACAUUGACAACAAGGUCUUUGAAGAUUUAGCAACAUACACAAAUCAAAGAGAGCUGCAAAGCAGAGGAGUGUGUAUGAACACUACGCCACAAGAAAUAAAAAUCUUCUUUGGCAUUUCAGUCCACAUGGCAUGCCUUGGCUAUCCCAGAAUUAAAAUGUUUUGGGCCAAAAAAACUAAAGUGCCAGUCAUAAGUAACAAAAUGACAAGGGAUAGAUUCUUCAGGAUAAGAAACUCCCUCAAGAUUGUCAAUGACCUGGCUGUGACAGAGGAAACCAAGAAGGAAGAUAUUCUUUGGAAAGUCAGGCCACUACUUGAUUGUGUGCGGCAAGGCUGUCUCAGCCUUGCAAAGCCAGAAAGGGUCUGUAUUGAUGAGCAAAUCAUCCCAUUCACAGGCCGUUGUCCAGUCAGGCAGUAUGUUCCCGGCAAGCCAAACCCUACUGGUCUGAAGGUCUUUGUCCUUGCAUCCCCAAAUGGUCUGAUGCUUGAUUUUGAAGUCUACCAAGGGAAGAAUACCUUUCCAGCCCAAAGGUUAGGAGUUGGAGCUGCAGCAGUUCUACGCAUGGUUGAAUCUGUUCCAACAGGAAGCCACAUAUUCUUUGACAGGUACUUCACAACCAUAGAUCUUUUGGACACAUUGCUGGCAAAGGGCCUUCCUGCAACUGGAACUAUAAUGAAGAACCGUGUCCCAAAGCUGUGCCAGCUGCCAGUAGACAAACAUUUGAAAAAAGAGGGGAGAGGAACAUCAGUGUCAGUGGUCAGAAAGAGUCCUGAGCUGGCCAUCACAAAAUGGUUUGACAACAAACCAGUGCUCAUGGCAUCCACUGUACAUGGGAAAGACCCGGAAGACAUCUGUACCAGAUGGUCCAAGAAAGAAAAGCUCCUGGUCCAGGUCAGAAGACCAGCGGUAAUUAAGCAGUAUAAUGACAACAUGGGUGGUGUGGAUCUAUGUGAUCGCAUGCUUAGCUUCUAUCGAAUGUCAAGCAGGACCAAAAAAUGGACGUCGCGUGUGAUCAGUCACUUCUUUGAUGUUGCCAUCACAAACUCCUGGAUACAAUACAAGUCUGACAGCAAAGCUCUGCACAGACCAUCCAAGAACACACAUCAGUACCUGGACUUCAAAUUACUCCUAGCUGAAGAGCUGUUGGAGAGUUUGGAACUGGAUAAAAGCUGUGACGAGAGUGAGGAUGAGUAUGAGCCACCAUCUAAAAUGAGGAUCCCACAACCAGAGCCAUAUGUGCGCAGACUAGGAGCCAUGCACAUGCCUGAGAUGAUGGAUAUCAAGCAUGCAGAAAGAUGCAGAAAUAAGGGCUGCAGGAGCAAGACGUACAUGAGAUGCACCAGAUGCAAGAUGUUUCUCUGCAUUACCAAAAAGAGAAAUUGCUUCCAGGACUAUCACUGCUAA
Messenger RNA from Etheostoma spectabile (orangethroat darter), 2156 nucleotides. RefSeq names its product piggyBac transposable element-derived protein 3-like. Bases 828 to 2156 code for a protein of 442 amino acids. Lineage: Eukaryota; Metazoa; Chordata; Actinopteri; Perciformes; Percidae. The record is from RefSeq and is a predicted model, not a curated record. The transcript is spliced from 2 exons.